Messenger RNA from Annulohypoxylon maeteangense, 2068 nucleotides. RefSeq names its product MFS general substrate transporter. Lineage: Eukaryota; Fungi; Ascomycota; Sordariomycetes; Xylariales; Hypoxylaceae. Gene Ontology annotation, molecular function: transmembrane transporter activity. The coding region runs from base 152 to 1825 and encodes 557 amino acids. The record is from RefSeq and is a predicted model, not a curated record. The transcript has 4 exons. Gene Ontology annotation, biological process: transmembrane transport.
GUUUACUCUUCCGCGCGAGUACAGGAGCCUCAAAAAUUUACGAUUUUCUUUAUUAUAGGUACUCUUUGACCCUUCUAUGUUUUGCCACUCAAGAUGCCUUGCUGUAGUAUUCCUAAUCUUCAGUCGCUCGGAAUAUUAAGAGAAAGCCAGCAUGGUUGAGCUUAAGCAUGUCCUGUCUCUGGCCACGGCAAAAACAUAUUGUACUACUGAUCUAGAACAUGGAGAGCGUCCGUAUCUCAACGAGGAUGGGCAUGUCGACUUUAAACCUGAUGAUGUCGAAAAUCCACAUUGUUGGUCGACCGCCAGGCGUUGGUAUGUGACAGUAUGCGCUGUUUUGCUUGUCGUAAACGCGACCUUUGCCUCGUCGGCACCGUCUGGAUGUUUUGGAAGCAUCGCUGAAGGAUUCGACAUUUCCGGAGAAGCAGCAGGGCUUACCGUGACUCUUUUUCUUCUUGGAUAUUGCGCUGGACCCCUUAUUUUCGCUCCACUAUCCGAGUUUUAUGGGCGAAGGUGGAUUUUUUAUAGCACAUUUUUGCUUUAUAUCAUAUUCAACUUCCUCUGUGCUUUUGCGCCAAAUUUCGGGAGCCUGCUUGUAGGUAGGUUCCUUACAGGCACGUUUGUGAGCGCCCCGCUAAGUAACAGCCCUGGAGUUCUUGCGGACUUAUGGGGUCCGGUAGAACGAGGUAACGCCAUGGCUGUUUUCUCAUGCAUGGUUUGGGUUGGUCCAGCUUUAGGGCCAGUUGUCGGCGGCUUUCUUCAGCUCAAGAAAGACUGGCGAUGGAGUUUCUUCGUUCUGCUUUGGCUCGGAGGUAUCACGGCAAUCCCGAUGUUCACCAUUCCCGAAACUUUCGGUCCCGUGAUACUCGUAUAUCGCGCCCGUCGUAUUAGGCGGGCUAGAAUCCCUGGCUAUGAAAACGUCAAGGCUCCGGUAGAAGACAGCGACCACACGCUCCUAGGAAUAUACAAAGUGGCUCUUACGAGACCGUGGAUUAUCCUUUUCGAUACAAUUUCUUUCCUAUGCGCGGUCUAUAUGUCCGUCGUUUACACACUGCUAUAUAUGCUCUUUUCUAUCUAUCCUAUUGUAUUUCAAGAAAGACGUGGAUGGAACGCCGGAGUUGGCGAGCUCCCUCUGAUCGGGUCCGUGAUUGGCUCCUUCAUCGGCGCCAUCAUUGUCCUAUUCGAUUCAAAGCAGAAGCAAAGGAAGAUAGAAAAGGGAAUCCCGUUGAAGCCCGAAGAUCGCCUUACUCUUGCUAUAAUGGGAGGAGUCGGGUUUCCUAUUACCAUGUUCUGGUUCGCAUGGACUGCUGAAUAUAGUUGGAUCCAUUGGAUAGUCCCUACCAUCGCUGGCGUAUUUCUCGCUACUUCGCUGAUGCUCAUCUUCGUGGGGUAUCUCACUUAUCUAGUAGAUUCAUACUUAAUGUAUGCCGCGUCUGCGAUCGCGGUGAACACGGUCUGCCGCUCGGCUUGCGGCGCUGCGGCACCACUGUUCACCAAUUACAUGUUCGAUGCUCUUGGUAUUGGCGGGGGCGGUUCGCUGAUUGGGGGCGUUGCGACGGUGCUUGCCGUGAUCCCGUUCGCUUUUUACAAGUAUGGAGAAGGUAUUCGAAAACGUUCCAGGUUCGAGCCGACUGGGCCAAGAAAACCAGAUGACGAAGAACCACAGCAGCCCACAAAGGAAGAUAAGAUCUUGAUGCGUCGUAACGAUCCACAAUCAAUACUAUCCGAAACCACCAGUACAAUAAUAACAGAUGAUGGAAUUGACGGGUUACGUUAUGAUAAGCUACGUGAAAAUCGUCGCAAUAGCGUCUCGCAUGCGAAAGUCUAGGUCAAUUUUAGUGCUCGACCACCACUACAGCCCAGGGAGCUUAGGUACCUAGAUAGGUACCUAGCCACUACAGAAAUAUGCUACGCUGUGUACCCUAAGCUUUCUAAGAUCGGAGCAGGUGGGGGGAAGUUGGGAAGUGGAUGGCAAACAAUCGAAUAAUUUUUAGAGAGUAAUUUUUAGAAAACAACAACAGUUGGUAAAUACUAAUAGGUACCAAUUUAAUUCAAGAUAAAUACAAUUUGG